UUCAGUACAAAUUACGAUGGACAGAGGUCAUGGGAAGGCUGGGGAGACCAUUAUGCAGACUCUCUGAAUGCAGUACAAAACGGCAUUGCAUUUCUUAUAGUACUCUACUUCUGUAUGAUUUCUAUAUCAUUUGUGCACCGCAUGUACCAGCUGUGGACGAAAAACCCUCUAACUAACAGAUGGUGGGCCUCCAGCGUCUUUGUUGUCUUGGUACUCCAGGUUGUGUAUGGAAGUGUUUCAUUGUCUGGCUCAAGAGAAGCAUCCAGAGGUCCAGGUUUGAAGGACAUCCCUGCGUGGCUCUGGUUGAUGGCCUUCAUAUGGCCCUUCGUCCUCAUUCCCCUUAAUGAAGUCAUCAAAAGAAGAGAAAUUAGAGUCAACGUCAGAUAUCAGAAGAGAGCGAGACUUGAAUUUGGGACAAAAUUAGGAAUGAAUUCGCCAUUUUAGACCUGAACAAGACUAACACGGUAUCUAUGUGAGCUUCGAGACAUGUUAUCAGUAUGGCAUUGUUACUGCACACUUUACUUUGUCUUGUGACUUGAUAAUUAAGGUUAAAGUGAAUUUAAAUAAACAGAAGCAAAAUUACAAGAUAUGUAUUUUUAUAUUCAUUAAACUAGUAUUUUCAUGAUCAUACUCAAUGUUUAGAAUAGUUUUUCUAUUAUAAAUUGAUACUUUACUAUGAAUGGUGGUCGGGUUGUGCUGAAAACUGUUCAGAUUAAUAUAUAAUUAUGUAAUAUGGUUCACAUCUGGAUAUUUUGCAUUUCCAAAGUAGUUUUAUUAAUAUGAAUAUAUUUAGUUUUAAUUAUUUGUAUAUUUAAUUAUAUUAUUUAUUUACUAGUUUAUUUAAAUUAAAUGAGAUGAAAGGAUAUUAGAUAAUUGUGGCAUAAUAAUUUUUCUAAAUGAUUAGAUUAAUUUAUCAGAAAGUAAAUAAAAAUUUUAUUUAUGGUAAUUUUUAACAAAAUGUUAUACUAUGAUGCUCUAGAAUCAUAAUUUGGCUAAAUGUGAAUAGAUGCUAGAGAACCAAUGAUAUACAGUUGUACUUAAUUGAAAAUACACAUA
Cherax quadricarinatus is the source of this 1056-nucleotide messenger RNA. The record is from RefSeq and is a predicted model, not a curated record. Lineage: Eukaryota; Metazoa; Arthropoda; Malacostraca; Decapoda; Parastacidae.